Molecule: messenger RNA, 4069 nt
Organism: Dimorphilus gyrociliatus
Lineage: Eukaryota; Metazoa; Annelida; Polychaeta; Dinophilidae
Source: the annotation of a GenBank genome assembly
UAUGGAAGACACUCUAGCUACCUUUAUUAGAAGUCAUAAAAAAAAUAAUAGACUACCCAACCAAGCUAUAGACAAAUUAACAAAAGAUGAGAUUCGUUCUCUGAUAGAGCUAGCUUGCUCAAAAGGUUCUGUGACAACUUUACUAACAGCUUUAUUUAACGCAAUAAAUGAGGAAGAAAGUGAUGAUAACAAACACAAAACAUUAUGGAUAUAUAAAUCUUGUUUGUCCUUGCUUGACGAGGAUUCUCUAGAUCCGAAAAGUUCGUCUGAACUAUGCGGAAUUGUUCAAAUUCAGCUGGAGAAAGCAUCAACAAACGACCUAGUUAGCCUUUCGUCUUUGUUUAUGUCUACUAUCAAACAGAAUACUGUAUCAUCUAAAAGUUUAGAAAUUUUACCGACAGUUUUGUCGAUUGUAUCUAAAAGAAAUGCAGUUGAAAGUGGUGAAAAUUCAUUUACCGGAAAAGAAUAUAAAUCUUAUUGCCUAAAUUCUAUAUGUGGUUGUAAAUGGGAUAAUAGUGUAGCAUUAAAAUUGGGAUUAAUAUUCCGAGAAGUUUCUUUCAGUCCUGAAGAAUUAAAGAUGCUACUAUUGAAGUUUAUAAAAAUUUUUCCAACGUUGUCUCUAAUGGAUUUGCCACCACUUGUGUAUAAUGUUUUGGCUCUUUCUUCGGAAGGACAUAGAAAGUAUGCCAUUGAAGGAGUGCUAAAAUUUAUCUAUGAAUUAUACAUCUUGAGUGAAAAUGACACUGAAGUGGAUUCCUCAACAAUAGAAGGUAAUAGCCGCAAGAAGAGUGACAUACGAGAAACGUGCGGGACCCUUUUACUACAUUGGUCUACAAUACUUAAUCAAGACUCUGAGUUUGGUAAAACACUAAUAAAAUUUUUGAAAACAUGUAAACUGUCAUUUUUGCUGUCACCAUUCACUCUUUCGUCGGCUCUUGUUGCGGCAAAGAUUCCCAGAUAUAGUGAUCAAAUAUAUGAUCUAUUGAAGAAUGCGGUACUUACGGUAAAUAGGGAAUCUAUCAGAUCUGUACAUAGUAACUGGUUCAGAAAAGAAGUUUCUGAACAUAUAGAUAUUGAUCAAACCAUGUCGGACUUUGUAGAAAAUUGCAAAGAUUGGGAUCAAGUUUGGGAAGAAUUAGUAAAAUUUGCUUUUUCUCUAUUGGAUGCCUACGGUCCAAGAGGUCUUGCUGUGAAAUGCUUAGGACUUAAUUCAUUUUAUUUUUCUGAUCGUCAAAAGAGCUGCUUAGUUGGUCAAAACUUAUUAAAGCAAUUUUUCAAGAUUCAACCUAUGACAAGAACCGAAGUUUUUGUGAAAAUAUUAGAUAAAAUUAUUACAAAAAGUUCCACCUCAGCUACUCCAUAUUUAGAUGUUUUAAAUUCUAUGGUAGCAUGUGGUCCACAGAGUAUCUUGGGGGCUCUAUCUCAUAUCAAUGAAGUACUUGAUCAUUUGAGUCAGUUGCCAUUUUCAACUUCCAUUGAAGUUGUGACAACAAUUGCCCCAUUAAUGACAUUGGAUUUUACAUUGAGAGACAGCGUAUUUAUCGUGCUAAAAAAAUUACUCUUUAACAAAUCCCCAGAAUGUCGUCAAAUUGGUGUUCAUGGUUUACUAACCGUUGUCAGAUCUUUCAAGAUUCUAGGAGAUAUUGAUCAGAAUUCGCAAACUCCUUUCAAUCAAUCAGCAAAUGAGAAUAUUUGCUUGGAAGCUCUUGCAAAUUUGAGAAGGGUACUUGAUCAACAACCAGCAGUUCGGCUGAAGCUAUAUGAAGGAACUCAUGAUUUGAUAAAGAAAAAUCCCUCUCUAUCAAAUAAUAUUGUAUCAGUUCUGUUAAAUCAGGUGAAAAAAUACUGUUUAAUGGAUGAAGACGAAAUUGCUGCAAUUAAUUUUGACAAAUGCAUAUCAACAAAAGAGAGUAUUGCCUAUGUUCAAGAACCAUUCGGCCAAUUAAUUGCGGCACUCGUCCACUCCUGCAUAAAAAUAGAAAAAGAUGUAACUGCUGACGACUUUAUACUAGAUGAGGAUGAAGACGAACAGAAAAUGUCUCAAAAAGCUGAAGAUUUUUUAGUUAUAUUUUGUAAAAAACUGGCGUCCAUGACAGUUGAAGAUUUUGAUUUGACUUCUGAAAUGGAUUUUACUGAUAACACUCAAGUGGGAAAGAGAAAUCAAAUAACCGUGUUUUUGGUUCUGAAUACUAUUGAAGCUUGUCUGGAGUACAAUAUUAGUUUUCAGGGCUACAGUAUUAAUGCUUCUGAAGAAACAUGUAAAUUAUUUGCUCUAUACUGCAAAUUGAGAUCAUUUAUGGAAAAAUCUGCAAAAAAAAAGGGGAAUUCUGCAACCAAGUGUCCGAUAACUUCGGUUUUAUCAUUCAGAUUUAUUGUAUUAGUAACAAAGACUUUAUUCUGCGAUAAUGAUCCUGAUCAUCAAGAUGGCUUGAAACUACUUCGAACUAAUGAAGAAUUCGUCUUAUAUAUCGUAUCAUGUCUGGUUCAAAAAUUAUCUACUCUAGCUUCUAAGGGAACUUGUGAUGGACCUGAUGGAAAAUUUGAAAACUUCAUUGUAAAAUUUUUGUAUAAAACUUCAAAGUUUUUAUAUAAGAUAGCUUUGAAUUAUGCUGAUGACAAUCAGAUGGAAUAUAUUGAUAUCAAAAAGAUAGGGGGUUUCGCUAUAGAAGGUUUGGACUACCUCUUUCAAGCUUUCAGUAAAUUCUAUCCGGAAAGUUUGAAUCCAGUUUUAACUGAUAUAGACAAAGCUUUGUCUCAAAGAUCCUCUUAUAAGGAUGCAGCCAUCAGUGCCUUCAUAGGACGGCUUCAAGGAAUACUUUUAAAAUUGACCAAUAUGGAUAAAGAUGCGGUUCACAUUCUUAGUAUCAUGAAUACUCUUAGCUACCACCUUCAGGUCGGAUGUGAAACUAUGACUGAGUUCGAAAAGUGGUUAGAUGAAACAUGCAGAGACAUUAAUCUUUCUAGUGAAAUUGUAUUUUUAAAGUCCUUAUUUUCUAUGACAUUUAUGAUCAAAAGAAGAAAUUCAAACUUGGAUCCUCUAUUGGAAGUAAUGUGCAGUAAACUACAAAUAAUUUUUGGUACUAACCAAGAAAAUGCAACAAUUGAUGAAGACUCUCAGGAGGAUUUGUAUUCGUGUCUUAAUAUUAGAUCGGGAGGGCCAAUUUUAAACAACAUUUUGUCCGAAUUGGAGAAGGAGAUGGAAGAUAUGAAGCUGUUGAUUGCUAUGCUUAAUCAUCAGCUAAAAAUGGAGGAGGAUUGUGGAGAAAAGUCACAAGAAUCUAUUGAAAAGAGUAUUUGUGGAAAAUUGUUUAGGAUGGCGAACUCUUUACAAGAUUGUAUGCAAAGUGCUCUGCCAUUGAGUUGUAUCGACAGUAUGAUUAAAAUUUCGACGGAAAUUUAUAACACCCUGAAAUCCUUUACGAAAUAUUUUAUCGACGCUCAUACAAGUCUCAAAUACGUUUUCCCGAACAAGUUUGAAAGAUUGAAUAGAUACCUGGGCAAAGAUUUUAAGAAAGCUUGUUACGACUUUAUUAAUUACAUAAAAAAAUCUCACCAUGAAAAAGCUGUUGAAAAGAAAAACGUGGACGCUCGUACAACAAGACAAAACAAAUUUAUUCCUCGACUUAUACUCGAGAUGGAGCAGUUUGAAAGUCGACUAAUAAAAUUGGAUAAAAUUACAAAGAGAGAUUUGAUGUCAAAUUUUAAAAUUAGCACAGCAAGAGAUUUCCAAAUUGAUCCAGAACUCUUAACAAAUGCUAUUGAAGCUCAGGUAAGGACUAAUCAUUCGGAUGACGAAGAAGUUAUAGAACCACAAGGAGAAGAAUCAGACGAAGUGGUGGCCUCUCAAGAUGAAGAACAAGAAAAUGAUGUUCCAACAUCCCCAAAAAGGCAACGAUUAGAUACCAGCCGACAAUCUUCAAGAGCAGCUUCUCAAAUCUCAAACGUAUCAAGGAUUAGUAAGGCUUCUAAAACGUCAAGAACAUCAUCGAGACCAAGAGUUCUAAAGUCGAUGGACAAAAGCAAAGUUGGCAGAAAGAGAAAGUUAGGAAUGAGAUUGAAUACGCGAUAA